UCUCCUUCUUCUUCUCGCCGUUGCUCCCAACCGCGAUUCGGAUACGCGCAAAGCGAGAAGAAGACGAACCAAGUCAAGGGGCAAGGAGACGAGUUUCCAAAGCUUCGGAAGUCGCCUCGAUCCGGCGACAUGGUCUGCCUCGCCUGCUUGCUGCCCCUCUUCUUGAUCCCCGUCGUCAACGCCCUCCCGCUGCUCGUCGAUCUCAUCAUCAGCAAGAUAUAUCGGCUAUUUGGAUGGGAAUACAGGAGACCUGAAAGAGCCCCGCCUGCUUGCCCAUUUAAGCCUGCGGCAGCAAAGAAGAUCGAUGAAGGUGCAAGUGAAUCAAAACCUCUGGUUGAACCCCAAACCGCUACUCCGGCAGAAGGCAAGAAAGAGGAUUAGUGUUGUCGGUCGAUGACCAGCGAUUGAAACAGGAGUGUCGUGUCACUGUUUGUGAUGGUAGCUAAGAAAUAAUUGUUAUAUGAGUGAAAAUACAUAUGUUUGGGCAGUGACUGUUGAUUCCCUCUUCCAUCAUGUACCCAAAACGUCGGUGAUAGUGGUACGCUGCUAACUGCUGCUAGUAGUAGUAGUAGUAGCAGCAAUCGUGUUAUUGCAAAUUGCGACACGUUUCCAGUUCAUAUAUCAUUCAUGACAUUUCUUA
Molecule: messenger RNA, 640 nt
Organism: Oryza brachyantha (malo sina)
Lineage: Eukaryota; Viridiplantae; Streptophyta; Magnoliopsida; Poales; Poaceae
Exons: 4
Source: RefSeq, a predicted model, not a curated record